Alligator sinensis (Chinese alligator) is the source of this 1719-nucleotide messenger RNA. It is a transcript of the gene ABHD14B, whose product is annotated as abhydrolase domain containing 14B. The coding region runs from base 323 to 1063 and encodes 246 amino acids. The record is from RefSeq and is a predicted model, not a curated record. Lineage: Eukaryota; Metazoa; Chordata; Crocodylia; Alligatoridae. The transcript has 5 exons. Gene Ontology annotation, cellular component: cytoplasm.
GGGCCGCCGCCGCCGGAGCACGGGGCGCAGCUCGUGCCUCGCAAUCCUGCAGCAGUAGGGACACUGGUUAUGUGGGAGACCCCGUCCAGUGGGCCAUGCUAGCCUCCCACAGGCAUCCAUGGCCUGGCUGUUUCCUUCUACCUUGGCAAAGCUGAUCCUGCCAAGAGAGCCUCAGUCAACUGAGCCUUUGGGGCUGUACAGCAGGCAGCCCAGCAGGGCCCAGCUAGCUGAGGUUCCUAGGAUGCUGCAGCGUCAGGGCUAGCGGUGACACAGAAGAUGAGGACUGCAUAGUUGUUAAGGGCUGGAAGGGACCUUACAGAUCAUGGGGUCCAGCCCCCCUGCACUUGGGCAGAUCUACAGACGCACCAAACCACAGCCUACUGACCAGAAAUACCUGACGAUGCUGACAGCCAGAGCAAGGACACCCACCAUGGCAGCCCCACAGCUGACCGAGAGCACCAUCACAGUGGAUGGGCAGACCCUGUUCUACCGGCAGGCUGUGCCAGGCCAGCAGGCCCCGAAACUGUCUGUCUUGCUGCUGCAUGGCAUUCGCUUCUCUUCUGAAACCUGGCUCAACCUGCAGACACUGGCAAAGUUGGCAGGAGCUGGGUACUGUGCUGUGGCCAUCGACCUGCCAGGCCUUGGCAAUUCCAAGGAUGCAGCAGCUCCGGCUCCCGUGGGGCAGCCGGCCCCAGGGGGGUUCCUGAAGUCUGUCUUCGAGGCCUUGCAUCUGGGCCCAGCGGUGGUGAUCAGCCCAUCCCUCAGCGGGAUGUACUCGCUCCCCUUCCUCUUCCAGCACAGCGACCUGCUGAAGGCCUACGUGCCGGUGGCACCCAUUUGCACUGAGAAGUUCACAGCGGCGCAGUAUGCCAGCAUCAAAACUCCCACGCUGAUCGUGUAUGGGGACCAGGAUGCCCAGCUGGGGGAAGUGAGUCUGAACAACCUGAAGAACCUGCCCAAUCACAAGGUGCUGCUGAUGCAAGGGGCAGGCCAUGCCUGCUACCUGGACAAGCCAGAGGAGUGGCACCAGGGCCUGCUGGACUUCCUGAGGAGCCUGGAGUGAGGGGUGGCCAUCCCCCUCCAUCACUAGGGUUUGGGGCAUGGAUUCUGGGCACAAUCUGGGUUUCUCUCUGCCACUAGAGCACCUACUUGAUCAUUAUCUCACCGCGGGCUGGCUGAGGGCCAUGGCACAGUGAGGGCAACCAGGGGCCCUACUGAGAGCCAGGGGCUCCAUCUACUUCUUUCUCUUUAAAAUGAUUAGCAGCUGGCUGUCUGUAGGAGCUGAUUGGGUGAGGGCCAGGCAGGCUGGCUUUCCAGCCAUGUCCCUCUGUCCUUAGCUGGAGGUCCUUGGGCCCAGCACCCACUGCUGUGGCUCCGGUACCCUUGCCAGUCAACCUGGGGUGCUGGGACUGAGGUGACCCAGGGGAGCUCAGGGAUCCAUUUGUGGCUGGCUCCUAGCCUGUGGGCAGGGGGCAGGCUGAAUGAACUGUGGGUGGGGGGAAGUGAGGAGCCUUUUUCAUCCAGGUCAGGGGAAAAGGAGCUCCCUCUGCCCUGUGCUUCCUCCCUCCCCCACACUAUCCCCUGCCCUCAGGUAGUGGUCUGCAAGGCAAGGGGAGCAGGCUGGAAACCCUAGGGCAGGCUCACAGGUUCGUAGCAGGGCACAUGGACCUCCCUCCCAGAGCGUUCACAAUCCAAUAAAGACUGUGCUUGGGGCCUCUC